UGGACAAUAUGAUACUGAGAAGCAUUUUGCUGUUUGUGAUUUGCAUGCGUUUCGCUUCGGCUGGAAAUGUUAAGCGUCCCGAUUUAACGAUUUCCGAAUGUGCUGCCAAGCUGGGAGAAUGUGAUGAAAGCAAAGGACGACCGGUAUGUGGUACCGAUGAUCAAACCUAUCCCACCCGAUGCCAUCUGUUAAGAGUACAAUGCAGUGGGCAUCAAGUUAGCCUUAAAUAUCGAGGACCCUGUAAAGCCUGUGCUGAGGCACGUGAAUAUGCCCUCAGAAAUCGCAACAAAUAUCCACCACCAAAAUUUAUUCCACGCUGUAAACCGGAUGGUACAUAUGCUCCGAUACAAUGUCUUUUGGAUAAGGGCUGUUGGUGUAGCGAUUCACUAGGCAGUCCAAUUAAUAACACUUCGGUGAGGACGGGAAAGCCGAAAUGUCGUGAAUUUACCAAAGCAAAUGUUAGACGUUCACCGUCACGAAAUAAUGGUGGAAAUCGCAAGCGACCUUGCACCCAAGAAGAUCGUGCCACAUUCAAUAGUCAUUUGAUUCGGGUCUUUCAAAGUGAAUACAUUCGUAGUAAGAGUACCCAGUACCACCAGCGUGAUAUGGGUGGUGGUGGCGCUAAUCGUAAAUCGCCAUUGGACACUUUCAGUCCACCCAGCGAUACGGAGGUAAUGGAUUGGAAAUUUUCCCAUUUGGAUGUGAAUCGUAAUCAAAUGUUGGAUAAAAAUGAAUAUCGUGAAUUGAAGAAAUUGGUGAAGAGGGCUGUCAAACCCAAACGCUGUGGUCGGGCUUUUGGAAAAUUUUGUGAUGUCGAUAGUGAUGAACGGUUAUCACGUGUGGAAUGGAAUAGCUGCCUUGCAAAGGAUGGAUCAAACCGCCCCUCUAUUUUUUAUCAGCAACAACACCACCACUCCACGAGCACGUCCAGUCAACAGCAACCACCACAACACCACCAUCAUCAUAUUAAUAACAACAACAUACCGCAUCAUCAUAACAACAACAAUAAUAACCAUCAAAAUCGUUUACGUCCAGAUUCGUAUGAGGACAAUGAAAGCAAUGCUGCUGCUGAUAAUGAUGAUGAUAGCAGUAGCCAACAUUUGGACUACGAAGAUGGCGAUGAUUACGAAGAUUCCGAUGAUGAUGGUUCAUCGACGAAAUUUCCAUCCAUAUAUAUUUUAAAACCCCCAACUGAGAUUGCGACGAAGGAAUCUGAUAUCGAAUCAGAUUGCCUAGCUGAUCAGGCGGCAGCUUUGGAAGAGAAAAAGCAUGCCAAUAAUUUAUAUUAUGUACCAGACUGUACUCCUGACGGCCGCUACCAACGUAUCCAAUGUUACAACUCUACGCCGUAUUGUUGGUGUGUGAAUGAGGAUACGGGUAAAACAAUAGAGGGCACAUUCACCCAUCUUCGACCCCAGUGUGAUUCAUUUUAUGCAGUCACCAGAGCCAUGAAGGGCUGUCCCGAAGAAAGGAAGGUUAUAUUCCUUAAAGAUCUCAAGGAAUUUUUAAGAACAAAAAUCAUAACCGGUUCAUAUGCGGGUGUAAAUACAACCAACUGGAGUUCAGAAGAUGAACGCAUAGCCACAUUAAGUUUUGUUAUAUUGGAUAAAAAUAAAAGCUCAGCUUGGGAAAAGAAAGAAUGGAAAACAUUUCGAGAAUUGAUGAAUACAGUGAAUAAUCUGCGUAAAUGUGGUCGCAAAAUGCCACGAUAUUGUGAUGUCAACGGUGAUAAGAAGAUAACGUUGAACGAAUGGAUUAGUUGUCUGCAAACAUCCAGAAUGGAGAUCACAACUGGUGGAGGUGGUGGUGCCCGAAAUGAUGUCAAGCAACAAAACACCUCAAUAAGUGACAAAAAUUCAUCAAAAACUCCUAAAUUAAGUGGAUCGAAUCCAUUGGAACAGUAUCUCAAAGAUUAA
Musca vetustissima is the source of this 1916-nucleotide messenger RNA. It is a transcript of the gene magu, whose product is annotated as SPARC-related modular calcium-binding protein 2. The coding region runs from base 9 to 1916 and encodes 635 amino acids. Gene Ontology annotation, molecular function: extracellular matrix binding; protein binding; heparin binding. Gene Ontology annotation, cellular component: basement membrane. The transcript has 11 exons. Lineage: Eukaryota; Metazoa; Arthropoda; Insecta; Diptera; Muscidae. The record is from RefSeq and is a predicted model, not a curated record. Gene Ontology annotation, biological process: extracellular matrix organization.